AUGGGACCGAGCGGCAUUGUAAAAAAGUCUGGGAGCCCAUAUGGCAGCAGCUCCGGGAAAUUGCGCAGUAGAUGUCUCAUUUGGGUGUGCAACGCUGCCGGUUGUAGACGCGAGGCUGCUCGGGAUAGUCAAUAUUGCGGCAGACACAAACAAGCUAUCAUAGAUCGGCAGCUAGGAAGACCUCAAUAUCCUAAAAGAGAAAAGUGUCAAACCCGCGGAGACGAACUGCCGCCUCCCUACAGUUUCCAUCAAACGGCUGAUCAGAACCAAGAAAGAACUGGUAUCGUAGCCGAAGAGGUCGCGGGAAAACCCGACCAACAGAAAACCAAUGGUGAUGCUCGGACUGUUAUGAACGGGAAAACUGAUCUCCCACAGAGCCCAAUACAUCAGUAUCAUAGGAAUAACGAUACCUACAGCUACGUCGGCCCCGGAUUCAAAUAUCAGGGGAACGAAUUCAAAUACCAGGAGUACGAAAAUAUUUCUCUUAACCCUCUAUUUCAAUUUCCUGAGAGUAAUUGCAGAGGUAUGCCAACUGGUUUUACCUACAACGUUCCAUAUGAUAGAAAUUCCGGCAACGGAAGCGAUGCUAAUCCUGUAUUAAACUAUGACGAGGAGGAGAGUCUCUUUGUCAGCCAAGAGCCUCAAAGUCCUGAGAGUAAUCAAGGUGGUGAGAUAAUUACCCCUAUACUUGACAAUAACGCCAACGAUCCCACCCCCGUAGCUGAAAAUGAGAGCGAGAUUACCCCCGUCAGUUCUCAGCCUCAAUCCGCCGAGAAGAAGCGCGAGGUCGAAGUGAUUGAUCUUACCUACAGCCCGCCACCUCAGCAUCUUGAGCAUAGCAGCGGCAGCGACGUCAUCCCCACGUCCGAAUAUCAGAAGAAGAAGAACAAGAUCUCGAUUACUGAUGCCGUAUUUGAACAUCGAGGUAAUGAGACCAUAGCCACUACCCCUUCACUCGGAUUCAGCGGACUUAACAUUAGGGACACCCCCAUACCUCAACAUCGGGAGAACCAAAGCACAAUCAGCAAUCUUAUGGUUGUUUUCAACGGCCAUCCCAUCAACAACACUGUCCCUAUAUAUAAAUCUCGUGGGAUCCAGAGUACAGUUGCUAGCCCUGUACCUAAUAUACCUCAACAUAAUCAAUACGACAAUGGCUUCACCCGCAUGAAGAUGUCGUUGUCGUAUAUCUGCCAUUAGAUCGGAUCCCUACGAAUGAGAUAUAGUCGGGUGUGGUGCGGCGAUGGGUACCUUAGGUAGGUAAAUAAAAUGGAAUUAGCUGUAAUCUACACUGCUAAACAUAGAGGCAUGUGACUGCAUUUACUUUGUAAACAUAGAGUGAUAAGAAUGUUGUGUGUCUCGAGGGUUGCUUCCACUGGCUAUUAUGGGGUGGACCUCCUGGGUAUGGGAAUAAUUUCUGUCCCUUGCUAGACCCUAGACCUUAGGUACU
Daldinia vernicosa is the source of this 1447-nucleotide messenger RNA. RefSeq lists its product as uncharacterized. Lineage: Eukaryota; Fungi; Ascomycota; Sordariomycetes; Xylariales; Hypoxylaceae. The record is from RefSeq and is a predicted model, not a curated record. Bases 1 to 1197 code for a protein of 398 amino acids. The transcript has 2 exons.